AUGUCGCGCCCGCAGGUCAGCAUCGACCGGUUGACACCGCGCCGGGCGACGGUUGAACCGCGUGAGGCGAUGAAUUGCAAGUCCUGUCGCAAACGCAAGAUCAAAUGCAAUCGACUUCGGCCCAGCUGUGAGGCCUGCAAGGUCUUCCAGUGUCCCUGCAUCUAUGAUGCAAUUCCAAAGAAGCGCGGACCCAAAACCGACGUUCUCGAGGCGCUGCUCAAACGCGUCGAUGGGUUAGAGAAAAGACUUCAAGAUGAAAAGAAUCCCAUCUCCCCCACAUCCCCAGACCAGCAACAAUCGGACGAGGGAGUCCCGCCUGCGCCCGUAGCGUCCACGAGUAGCUCUCGUCGCAAGACGAUCGAUGUCUCCUCGUAUACGAUUCAUCCUGCGCCCGAGUCGCGGCCGCGUCUGCCGUCCAGUCUGUCGCAGGGCGCCGAGACGUUCCCCCGAGUGAUCGGGCAGAGCCCCUCCACGGGUGCUUCGGCACCGUCGCCGUCGUCGCAGCAUAAUCCGCUUUCCGAUGUUCUACUGGAUGCGUAUUUUGCGCGACUGCAUGGGAAGCCUUUUCACAUUCUCGACGAGGCCGAGACUCGCCAGCGCCAUCAAAUGAAUCAGUUGCCCAUGCACAUGGCCAAGGCGAUCUCGGCAAUGACGAUCAGGUACACAUUUGUUGGGCAACCGGACCAAUCGCACUCAUUGCGGAUGGGUCUGGAUGCUGCCGUGCAAGCGCGGCGGAUGAUCGAUGUGGACGAUCCCACAAUUGAUGCCUUGCAAUCUUUGCUACUGCUUUCCCAAGCGUUCUUUGCCUACGGGAUGGGGAAAAAGGCGUACAUGACAUUCUCCAAUUGUGCGGCCAUGGCGGUGGCGCUGGAUCUCCUGCACGAAAUUCCAUCCAAAGCCAACGUAUCUGCCUCCGAGCGAGAGACCCGGCGUCGACUCUUUUGGUCAGUGUACUUGAUGGAUCGUUUCAUCACCUGCGGUUCCAAGCGGCCCUGCCUGAUUGCAGAUCACUCCAUUGUUCUACGACUUCCCUCCUGGUCGCCCCAUGCAGCUGGUCUCAGUAUCGAGGGCGAGCUGUUCCACGUCGGCCCCAAUAUUCAAUACUCGGCCGACUCACGUCGCAAGACGCCGAGUGCGGCAUCACUUCUGAUUGAUAUCACGCGGAUUCUGGGCGUCACGAAUCGCUACUUAGCCGCUGGUGGUGUCAAGGGGGACUCGCAUUUCCCCUGGCACGCGCUCUCCAAUCUGUCUAAAAUUCGCCAAGAGCUAGAUAUCUGGGCGGCGGGUACCCAGGAUGUCUUUUCUUCCAUCGAAGCCUUGUUUGGGCACCCGGAAAGCACAACCCUCUUGCUGAGUAAACUUAUCUACCAUCUGGUCCAUUGUCUGAUCUACCGUCCAUUCCUGCCGAUUGACCUGGUGGAGUUGCGAGGGACCGGCCAGCAUCAGUCCUGGCAAAUCGAAGCCACCAAUCUCUGCUUCUCGCACUCCAAUGCCAUUGCGGAACUGGUUGAGCUGGGUCGAAAUGCUCCUUUAAUUGAAUGGCCCGCCUUGGUCGGGUAUUGUGUCUGCACAGCGGGGACGGUCCACGUGCACGGUGUGCAUUAUAAGGGGCGCGAGGGUGAAGUGUUCUCGUCAAGUGCUGAAUUUCUAGCCCGGGAGAUGCACCAGCUGGCCUGGUUGCGGAGUGCCUGGGCGGGCGUACAGCAUCAGCGGGAGCUGCUCCAAACCAUCUACACCUGUCACACUGAACUGGUGCAAAAUCUGGCGAGUAGCUCCAUGCGUUUUUCGCCCGUUUUUCACCUCGAGGAUUUCCUCGAUCGAUAUCCUGGUCUCAACGUAGAUGGUGCACACGUGCGCUUGGUAGAUACCGGGGACGAGCUGAUUAGCAGUCCUCCAGCCUUUGUCGAUCAACAAGCGCAGUCGCACAUCUACCGGUCCAUGGCGCCACCGGCAUCCUAUCAAGCACAAACCGCAUUCUACGGUAACAACCUUCGAUCAACGCCGCCUCUACUUCCAUCAUCGCAUACGUCUGAAUCCUCCCGGCGCCGCAAUAACUCUCACUCUCACGCUCCACCUCAACCACAUCAUUCUGAAAAACAAGCUCCGCCUCCUUCGCUCUCUCCUUCUCUCCACUUCCACCGUGCUCAGCAGUCUCAGCCCUCGCCGGGGCUCUCCUCCAUUUUCCAUAUGCAAUCCACCUCCGGCUCUCUUUCCCACCCCAACGGCCACUCCGUUCAUGACCCCACGCAACACCUUGCCCUGCCUCACGCCUUUUCUCCCAGCGCUUUCGGUCUCUCUCCACCCGCUCUCCUAGCAGACCCGUCUCUCGGCAUCGCCCCCACGCCCCCUUCCCAUCCUCAAUAUGCGACCUUCCCCUUUGACGCCAAUAUGACCCAAUCUGGUGCGGCCUUGACUCCCGGUGCGCAAUCGCAGACGAGCGGGACUCACACAGCGAGCAGUGAAACGGGCAAUUUAGAAAAAGACCCGUUCCUGAGUCUCUUGGAGCAGCUGGCGGAGAAUGAGCAUUCGCAGGGAGGUCCGAGUGAAUUGGACUUCUUCUUGACCGGGGCCAUGGAUACCGCGGCCGAGGGAGAGGUAAAUAAUGUUCAGGGCAAUGGGAGGAAUUCGGGGAAGGCCACAAAUGAUCCAUAA
Messenger RNA from Penicillium oxalicum, 2652 nucleotides. RefSeq names its product transcription factor domain-containing protein. Gene Ontology annotation, molecular function: zinc ion binding; DNA-binding transcription factor activity, RNA polymerase II-specific; DNA binding. The transcript has 6 exons. The coding region runs from base 1 to 2652 and encodes 883 amino acids. Lineage: Eukaryota; Fungi; Ascomycota; Eurotiomycetes; Eurotiales; Aspergillaceae. The record is from RefSeq and is a predicted model, not a curated record. Gene Ontology annotation, biological process: DNA-templated transcription; regulation of DNA-templated transcription. Gene Ontology annotation, cellular component: nucleus.